CACGAAGAUUAAUACACAUCUGCAUGCGCUCGAACCAAUUUUCGAAGCACUUAUUCCACUCGUUUGCUGGCAGAUCCAAAACGGCAUUUUUGAAUGCGUCAACUGCUUCUUCUGGUGACUGGAACCUUUGACCACGCAGUCUGUUUUUAAUUUUCGGAAAAGUAAAGAAAUCGUUAGGACUUAGAUCGGGACUAAAUGAAGGAUGGUCCAAUAAUUUCACGUUUUCCUCCGUUAAAUGCUGCCUUCUUGCAUUGUCUUGGUGGAGGUGAUUCUUCUUUCGGGGUUGAUUUUUCGAAGCUCGGUGAUGACUUUUGGCAAACAAAUGGUGGUAUAUCAAUCCGCAGUAACAGUUCUUUGCUCAUUAAGAGGAGCUGUUGCAAUAUGACCCGCUUUUGACACAAAUGUCGCGACCAUCUUUUUCGAAACACUUC
Acanthoscelides obtectus is the source of this 431-nucleotide messenger RNA. The record is from the annotation of a GenBank genome assembly. Lineage: Eukaryota; Metazoa; Arthropoda; Insecta; Coleoptera; Chrysomelidae.